Molecule: messenger RNA, 1218 nt
Organism: Paramecium octaurelia
Lineage: Eukaryota; Ciliophora; Oligohymenophorea; Peniculida; Parameciidae
Source: the annotation of a GenBank genome assembly
CAAAUAUUUUCUAAAUAUAUAUGAUGAACGUUCAGCACUAUCAAAAUUACUUCCCUUAUGUGAAUGAAGCGCAAGUGUAACUCUAAGGGGACAUUGAACAAGCAAGUAUGAUAAUAAUCUAAUAAAUUCAGAAUAGAGCCAAGCUUCAAAUUAUAAUGAGUUUAACUUAUUUCAAUAGAAUUUUUAUCCACAAACAUUUCCUCCUUAUUAAUUUGAGUUCGUACAAGAACACGAGAUUCCAAGCCAAAUAAAAAAUAAAAAAAAUAAAAAACAUAAGUAAUUGAAUUUAAUUUCAUUGAAAAAGGAAUAACGAUUCCAAGGGCCUAUUACCUAAAACAUUGGAAUCCGACAAAUAGUUUGUUGAGGAUCCACAACAAAUAAUCAUUCAACCAGAUUAAAUGUACAAUAAUUCAUUCUCACUUUAGUAUUAAACAACCAUAUCCAGUGUUUCAUUACACACAAGGCAGCCCAUUGCCUAAACUCCAAUCUGACAUUGUUUCCAAUCCACAUCAAGAUGCUUAAGGUUCCCAAGAAGGUUCUUAAUAGACAUAAAAAGAGAAAGGACAGCAUUCUUAAACUAAAAAGCCUAAGAAAGAAAACAUGAAUACUGGUCAUUGGUCAACCGAUGAACAUUCAACCUAUAUAUCCUUUUUAUAGCAAUAUGAGGAUAUAAUGACAUCCUCAAUGAUGAAAAAGACAUCAAAAAUAUUCAAAUAAAUGAGUGAACUAAUUGGUACUAGAACACCAAGUUAGUGCAGAAGUCAUCAUCAGAAGUUUAACCCAUACGCUUUGAGAGGAGAAAACGGAAAACGCUUACCUCGUGCUGAAAGGAGUAGAGCAGGCAGAAAAAAGAAGAAUCCCCAAACAGACUUACCAAAAGCAGGUAAAAAUUGAUAGUAUAUUGUAAAAGAAGAGGCAAACGUCAUCGCCAAUUAUGAAGCACAUGAUCCUUAUUACUACAUGAUGUUAGAAUAAUAGAAAUAUUAUUAUUCUAAUAUUCAAUAAGAAUUUUGGAAUCCUCAACAUGAAAUGGAACAUCAUCCAAGUAUAAAAAAGGAAGAGGACAACGAAUUCAUGAAUAAUCCUCACCUUUAAUUACUUCAAUAAGAAUACGAAGAAUGUUUAAAAUACAAUCUACCUUAUAUGUAAAGAAAUGGAAUUCAAUCAGAAUAUAAUUUCGAUGCUAGAAAUCAAACCAUUAACGAUUUGUUAAUAUGA